AUGCAACGAUUACCGUCUUUACUAUCACAGUGGUCUAAAGCCUUGAAUACAACAUUGUGCCCAUCUAUCGUUUCCUCACGCCGGUAUCACGACUUUGUUCGUUUCUCUACGCCAGGUGGCGCAGGCCGUGUACCACUCCAUUCGCCCACAAUCAUAGGCGUGGCAUCGUCAAGAGGUACUCGCGGCCACCAGGAAGAUUACUAUGCUUUUGCAUCAUUGCUCUUGGAUCCUGACGGGCUAAAGGCAGGCUUGAAGAAAACACUUGGCAUCGAUUGGAACCCAAAGAACAUUAGUGAUCCAUUAACACGUCAGGUAGUCUUUGUCGGCCUUUAUGAUGGACAUGGCGGGUCUACCGUUUCUCAGUUCUUACGCCAGGAGUUGCAUGGGUUAUUCGAAUCCGUCGACAAGGCUCACGUCCCAGAGUUGUAUCUGUGGAUCAAGGACCAAGGGGGUUAUUUCAAGAGGUUCAGUGGGGGUGCCCUUGCUCCUUGGAUACAUCAGUCUAGUGACAUGCCUCCGCUAGAUCUCGAGGCACGAGCUACCCAGGCAUUCUUCGAAGUUGACCGCCUUCUUUCUAUUGAGAGUGAAGCCAGAACAUGUGGAGCGACAGCCUCCGUCGCAAUCCUCCACUCCCUUGAUACCCGCCCGUUCUUCUCAUCUUCAAAUCUUGUUUUGACAGUUGCUCAUGCUGGCGAUGCCCGAGUACUCCUUUGUGGCACCAACGACUGUCUUGUCUGCCCGAUGACCGAGAAUCAUCACCCCGAUACCCUUAUAGAGUCCACACGUCUCCGACGGAUGAUGGGUUCAUCACUUAUCACUGAUUCGUUUGGCGAGUCUCGUUGGAUGGGUGCUCUUGCAAAUACGAGAGCCCUUGGAGAUCUCAAGUGGAAGCCAUACGGCGUGACUGCAGAACCAGACGUUCGAACUAUACUGUUGGAAGGCACAAAAUGGGCGUACAUGAUUAUCGUUUCCGAUGGCGUGUCAUCCAUACUAUCCGAUCAAGAAAUAGUCGACGUUGCCCGAGGCGCACCAAACCCAAAGAAAGCUGCCGAACGAAUCUUAUCAUACUCCGAAGAGUUGGGUGGAGAAGACAAUGCAACGGUUAUAGUCGUACCUUUAUCUGGUUGGAGAGAGAUUCAAGGGCCUGACAGAACACGCGCUCUUCGCGAGUAUCGAAGUCAGCAAGCGGUCGGAAGUGAGCGACAAAGGAGAAUGUAA
Messenger RNA from Suillus bovinus, 1218 nucleotides. RefSeq names its product phosphatase 2C-like domain-containing protein. Gene Ontology annotation, molecular function: cation binding; protein serine/threonine phosphatase activity. The coding region runs from base 1 to 1218 and encodes 405 amino acids. Gene Ontology annotation, biological process: protein dephosphorylation. The transcript has 10 exons. The record is from RefSeq and is a predicted model, not a curated record. NCBI's taxonomy places the organism in Eukaryota, Fungi, Basidiomycota, Agaricomycetes, Boletales, Suillaceae.